Molecule: messenger RNA, 1575 nt
Organism: Oreochromis aureus
Lineage: Eukaryota; Metazoa; Chordata; Actinopteri; Cichliformes; Cichlidae
Product: actin, cytoplasmic 1-like
Exons: 7
Coding region: 97-1224 (375 amino acids)
Source: RefSeq, a predicted model, not a curated record
GGCCUUUAUUGCAGUCAAGUUCAGGUACUAAAUCCUAUGGGAGUGUAGCCCUGAGUCAGAGUUCUCCUACACUGAAAACCUUCCCUCACACAGAAAAUGGAAGACGAAAUUGCCGCCCUCGUUGUUGACAACGGAUCUGGUAUGUGCAAAGCUGGCUUUGCAGGAGAUGAUGCUCCACGUGCUGUGUUCCCCUCCAUUGUUGGACGCCCCAGGCAUCAGGGUGUAAUGGUUGGUAUGGGCCAGAAGGACAGCUAUGUUGGUGACGAGGCACAGAGCAAAAGAGGAAUCCUGACCCUCAAGUACCCCAUUGAGCACGGUAUUGUCACCAACUGGGAUGACAUGGAGAAGAUCUGGCAUCACACCUUCUACAAUGAGCUGCGAGUUGCCCCUGAGGAGCAUCCAGUCCUGCUCACAGAGGCUCCAAUGAACCCCAAGUUGAACAGAGAAAAGAUGACGCAGAUCAUGUUUGAGACCUUCAACUGUCCUGCCAUGUAUGUGGCCAUCCAGGCCGUGCUGUCCCUGUACGCCUCUGGUCGUACCACUGGUAUUGUCAUGGACUCUGGUGAUGGUGUCUCCCACACUGUGCCCAUCUAUGAAGGUUACGCUCUGCCCCAUGCCAUUGUCAGGUUGGACCUGGCCGGCAGGGACCUCACAGACUACCUUGGUAAAAUCCUCACUGAGAGGGGCUACACCUUUACCACCACAGCUGAGCGUGAGAUUGUGCGUGACAUCAAGGAGAAGCUGUGCUAUGUUGCACUGGACUUUGAUCAGGAGAUGGGAACUGCUGCCUGCUCUUCGUCCCUGGAGAAGAGCUAUGAGCUGCCUGAUGGACAGGUCAUCACCAUUGGGAACGAGAGGUUCCGUUGCCCAGAGGCUCUCUUCCAGCCCACAUUCCUUGGUAUGGAGGCUUGUGGUAUCCACGAAACUACCUAUAACAGCAUCAUGAAGUGUGAUGUGGACAUCCGUAAGGACUUGUACGCCAACACUGUGCUGUCUGGAGGUACCACCAUGUUCCCUGGCAUUGCUGACCGUAUGCAGAAGGAGAUCACUUCCCUGGCACCCGUCACCAUGAAGAUCAAGAUUAUUGCUCCCCCAGAGAGGAAGUACUCUGUAUGGAUUGGAGGCUCCAUCCUGGCUUCUCUGUCCACCUUCCAGCAGAUGUGGAUCAGCAAGCAGGAGUACGAUGAGUCCGGCCCCAGCAUUGUCCACAGAAAGUGCUUCUAGACAGACUGCCCCUACCACCACCACCACCUCCACCACCAAAACACACAUGCUAGAAAAACAAAUGACUGGCUCUGCAUACAUGCCUAUAGCACCAAAUUGGUGCAUGCCUAUCCUACACCUUUUCCAUUUUUCCAUCACUUUGGCCAUGGCACCAUGCCCCCUGAUGGGGAGAAACUCUGCAGGAAGCACAGAGCAUCCCUGGCAGUGUGAAUUUGUACUUAGUUUUUAUGUAACAAACUCUUUUUCCACUUGAAUGUAUUUCCAAAAUAAGAAAUGUUUCCAAAAAUAUUGGAAAUAUGUGUGAUAAUUAUCAGUACAUUAGUAAAACUAUAAAUCCAACAUAAAAUAUUA